GCGAUGGCCCAGGUAAAGGCUGCAGGUGCAACACCACGGAGCCACCAGGACUUUGCAGAACUUUACUCUGACAUGGCUACAGUGAGCUCGAGCGCAGAUAUAGGUGAGCCCGGGAGGAAGGCAGCGACGUCAGAGACCUCCGUGGCCGCCGGCAUCAGCAGGGGGGGCAAAGCCUACCCGUCUCCCGCCAGGAGGCGCCACCGCACCACCUUCAGCCACAAGCAGCUGGAACAGCUGGAGCUGGCUUUUCAGCAGAACCAGUACCCGGACAUCUACUGCAGGGAGGAGCUGGCGCGCGUCACCAAACUCAACGAGGCUCGCAUACAGGUGUGGUUCCAGAACAGAAGAGCCAAACAGCGCAAACAUGAGCGGGCCUCCCAGAAAGUCUUCCCGAUGGGUGUGGUGACGGGCCACAGGACGCUGGUGGCCGGCAUGCCUCGACAGUACUACCCUCAGCCGUUGGCCCACAUCCCCCACCUGACCUCCAUGCUGCCGCCCGGGCCGUACUCCCGCCACCAAACCCAAGUCAGCCGCUGUCCGUGUCCCAGCAGCCCGCCGCAGCCAGCGCCGCAGCGGCAGCACGACGACUGGUACGGCUCGCUGAGAACCAGCCUCCCGUCACCCAUGUUCCCCCUGGGCUCCGUGCAGCCUCUGGAGGCGGCCUCCCCCUGGAGCUAAGGCACAUUGGUGCCACGGGGAGACUAUGGAGCUACAUUGGUGCCACACGGGGAGCCUACGGAGGUACUUUGGGGCCAUAAAGAUUGUUCAAAGAAAAAAAAACAAUUGAAAAUGAAAAAU
This is a messenger RNA of Poeciliopsis prolifica (blackstripe livebearer), 798 nucleotides long. RefSeq names its product PROP paired-like homeobox 1 (gene prop1). Bases 4 to 678 code for a protein of 224 amino acids. The transcript is spliced from 3 exons. The record is from RefSeq and is a predicted model, not a curated record. Gene Ontology annotation, biological process: regulation of transcription by RNA polymerase II. Gene Ontology annotation, molecular function: RNA polymerase II transcription regulatory region sequence-specific DNA binding; DNA-binding transcription factor activity, RNA polymerase II-specific. Lineage: Eukaryota; Metazoa; Chordata; Actinopteri; Cyprinodontiformes; Poeciliidae.